Messenger RNA from Microthlaspi erraticum, 459 nucleotides. Lineage: Eukaryota; Viridiplantae; Streptophyta; Magnoliopsida; Brassicales; Brassicaceae. The record is from the annotation of a GenBank genome assembly.
AUGGCUGGAGGUUUCGGAAAAUGCAGCAAGAUCCGUCACAUUGUGAGGCUCAGGCAGAUGCUCAGACGGUGGCGCGACCAAGCGCGGAUGUCAUCUUCCAGCCGUUGUGUGCCGUCGGAUGUGCCGUCAGGACACGUGGCGGUCUACGUGGGGAGCAGUUGCAGGAGAUUUGUGGUGCGCGCGACGUAUCUGAACCAUCCGGUCUUAAGGAAUCUUCUGGUUCAAGCGGAGGAAGAGUUCGGUUUCGUGAACCAAGGUCCGUUGGUUUUCCCUUGUGAAGAAUCGGUUUUCGAGGAAUCGAUUCGGUUUAUAUCCCGGUCCGAUUCGACACGGUCGAGACGGUUUACUUGUCCCGACGAUUUCCAGAAGAACUGCCACGUGGAGAUCAGAAAGAAGCUGGAUAUCUGGAUUGAAUCUCGACCGUUGCUUUACGGCGUCUCUGAAAAAUCCAUAUGGUGA